Coffea eugenioides is the source of this 487-nucleotide messenger RNA. RefSeq names its product la-related protein 6A-like. The record is from RefSeq and is a predicted model, not a curated record. NCBI's taxonomy places the organism in Eukaryota, Viridiplantae, Streptophyta, Magnoliopsida, Gentianales, Rubiaceae. Gene Ontology annotation, cellular component: nucleus. Gene Ontology annotation, molecular function: mRNA binding. The transcript has 3 exons. The coding region runs from base 137 to 487 and encodes 116 amino acids.
CCCAAAGAGAGAUGGAGAGGGAGAUCUUGGGGUAGCAAAGUAGAAGAAAAGAGCGGGAGGAUCUUCUCCUCUUUCAUUUCCACCCUCCUCCUCUCUCUCUCUUCCUCCUUUAUUAUAAAUUUUAAAAAAAUUAAUAAUGGAGGCUGAAGGAGUUCCCAUACCCUCCAUGUCUGCAUCUCAUCCACCGACUUCCGAUGAUCAUCCUGAUUUCUCACCGGCCGGAUCUCCUGACCUCGCCGACGAACAGCACCAGCAGCUUCUGAUGCCCUCCGAUCAGCCUGCUGUCACUCUUUCCGAUGAUCUCCGCGACAAAAUCAUUAAGCAGGUGGAGUACUACUUUAGUGAUGAAAAUUUACCUGCAGACAAGUUUUUGAUGAAGUAUGUGAGUAAAGACAAGGAUGGCUAUGGAGCAUUGGCAGGUUAUCUUCAAAUUCACAACCUCUUUUUCCUUCUGUCUGUCAUUUGGCAGGUGGCGUGUAUUGCUUAA